UGCCCCGCCCGCCGCCGAGCUGGGGCUCCUGCGUCCCGACGGAGCGCAGCGGCCGGACCAGGCUGGCAAGCGGGCAGAGGCGGGCCCGCAGGGCUGCUGCGGGGCGAUCGAGCCAGGCUGCAGGCGGCGCCAUGGGCUCUCGUGUACAGCCUGAGUUCCAGCCUCACUGAGCCGGUUACCCCCAAGACCUUCCUGCGGAGGAAGCCUCCCCCAGCGCUGACCAUGUCUAUUAUGGACCAUAGCCCCACCACGGGUGUGGUCACAGUCAUUGUCAUCCUCAUCGCCAUCGCUGCCCUGGGGGCCUUGAUCCUGGGCUGCUGGUGCUACCUGCGGCUGCAGCGCAUCAGCCAGUCAGAGGACGAGGAGAGCAUCGUGGGGGAUGGCGACACCAAGGAGCCCUUCCUGCUGGUGCAGUACUCAGCCAAGGGACCAUGUGUGGAGAGGAAGGCCAAGCUGACCCCCAAUGGCCCAGAAGUGCACGGCUGAGCCGGGAUGCGAAGGCUCCUGGGCCUGUUUGCAGCCAGCCAAGAGGCGUGGGAGGGGAAAACCACAGACGUGCUGCCGUUUGAGAGGAGGGGUUGACGCUGGCAUGGCCUCGCCGGGCUUCAUUAUCGCAUGCACUGACUCCUGGGGUCCCAGCUGUCCUAAGCCAGGACUUGGUGGCCCUGGGCAUUCCCUCUGCCUCCUGGUGGAGCUGCCCAUUGCAGGCAGUGGGCAGACCUGACCUUGCUUUUGUUACUUGAAUGUUUAGCUGAGCCUGUUUGGAUGGCGCUACUACUGUAACGCGUGAACUCACAAACCUGUGAACUGUAAAUAGGACCCAGAAGCACGUGCUUAAACCUUUUUUGCUGAUUUUAAAAAAUACUGCAUAAUGUACAUGGGAUUGACCGUACUAAUAAGCUGAGUCAAGGCUGUGGGGGAGGGUCUUGGACAUGUAAGGCCCAAGUUGCACUUGGCAGGGGCCUCUAAUAUAUGUGUGUGUUCAUAGAGGAUGUGACGUGUUUUAAGUUUCAGAGCUGACCAGUUGAGGUGCUGUGGUGAUUUCUGCUUGGUUAGCAAUAGAUGGGAGAACCACACCACUGUCUUUCUAUGUAGGUUCGGUCGUUAAAUACCAGUUGCUGUUGAUAUUGCAAGGAAGCUACUGCAGCUGCUUGGGAGCCAGUGAAGGACGAGUCAGGCACACGUCCUGAGGGCUGCCAGGCAUCCCAGUGGCAGAGCAGUUUCUUGCCCCCCUGGUCUUGAGCAUGCUGAGCACUCUGUCCCCUCUCCAAGCCCACCCCCCCACCCCCCCACCGGGCAUUACUUAGCACAGGCUUAGCGAGCAGGCAGUGGCUUUUAUCUGGAACCCAAUUAGCCCAGGAAAGAAAACUGAGGUUUUUAUUUGUUGUUGUAUUUAAUAUUUUCUGCACUGGAGGGGAGAGGAGGGAACUGGGGUUUCCUCACUCCUUCCCUUUUCACAAAUUAGUUUCCUUUCUUAAAUUACCACUCACCUGCUGGAUACUGGAUUUUACUUUCCUCAGCAGAUCACCUAGAACAGGGGUAGGAAACGUCCAGCCCACAGGCCAUAUAAGGCCCAUGAAAUCAUUUGGUCUGGCCCUGCCAAGGCAUUAGGUGUGAGUUAAUUAAAUGUUUGACCAAAUGUAGCAGGCUAAUUUUUAAGUAGAUAAUUGUGUAUGGCCCGUGAAUGAUGAUGUCAAUAUCCAAAUGGCCCUUGGCAGAAAAAGGGUUCCCCACCCCUGACCUAGAAGGAGAGUCCCCUGACUCCACUAAGAGAGCACCAAGUGCAGUGGAAGGACAUUUCUUAUGUGCAUAUGUACAUAGGAGCCCCCAGAUGUGCCCUGACUGCCUGUGCUUAGUGAGCACCUGGGGGGACGGGGGGCAGGGGAGAGUGAGUUUCAGGUUCUGCACUUAGUUUUCAAAAAGAUGAGUUAGUGGCUCUUGGAUCGGGCCAGUGCCUCCACAGCCUGCAUCUCCAAGGAGUCCCUUGUAUGAAAUCACUUGGAUUUUUAAUUCCACCACGGUAAACACAUUACCGGUCACAAUUAACUAGGACUUGUAUCGGCAUCCUGGGUAAUAAACUGGAGGCCAGCCUUGUUUUAACCUUGGUGCAGUGGCCUUUAGCACUUGAGUAGCCUGCCAGCAGCAUGGGCAUGGAGCUCCCAGGAGGCCCUCAGCCUCGCUCGUCAGCUCCCACCACCAUCAGAGCCCUGGCUUCCUGGUCAGGCUGAAGGCAGCUUACUUAUGGCUUCAUUCAAGUCUCCUCUAGAAAGCAUGUUGAACUAAUCUACUUUCUAGAACCCCAAGGAGGGAGCUUAGGGAGCAUUUACUUUAGCAGCAUAUGUCUAAAUUGGGGACCAAACAUUAAUAGCUUAGAGGGAGGGGUAAGGGCAGUUAGGCAAUUUGAGCUAAAGACAAGAAGAAAUGUCCCUGGCCCUUAACUGAGGAUGGCCAACCAUGAGAGUUAAGCUGGAGAUCAGCAGAGGCCCUUUGGGCUGGGAGUGGAGACAAGUUCCAAAGGUGCCGACUUAGAAAUCAGGGAGAUUUACUUUCUAAUGAAGGAUGCUCAAGAAAAAUGGAAGGUGUAGGGGCAUUUGAUCCAUUCCCCUCGCAUUCCAGAACCUCCAAGCUUUCUACCUCUAACUUUCUGCAGCCAGCAGCUUACACCUAGGCUGUCUUUCAUCCUAGUAACCCAGGAGGCACCUGGGACUUGCAUUUUCAGUCUCUGAAAAUGACCAUCACUUGACUGUCAGACUUGCCCUUGAGGUCAGACGUGCCAGUGAAGUUUGAGUUUUGAAAUGUUGAAAUGUCGCUUUCUCCUUAGUUUCACGUCUGGAAGUUCUUUAUUCCACUCCUUGGUUGCCAGGGAUGACAUCUUUGCAGCUUGAAUCAGGCCCAUCCCAUCAGCAUGGUGGGGCACUCGUGGGGGUCUCUGGGAGGAAAGUGAAAGUGCCUGUAGAACUGGUGAACAACCACACAAUAGCUCUCACUGUUCUUAUUUGUCAAUAGCUACUUUUUUUAGUACAGAGACCAGAGCCACACACUCAACUGGCUUAGUAAGUUAUGACUCUCAUUAAGUUCAUUCUGAAUUGACCACUGUUGUGUUCAAGUUUUCUGACUAGUCAGUCAAGAAAUUAACAUCUCAUUCUGUAUGUCAUCACAGAAGCAACAAUAGGAGAAUGGGGAGGGAACUCUGACGCAGCCACUAAAAUAUGGACUAAUUUUUCAGACAAAUCUUCAAAUGGACUGUGCUACUGUUUUUUGUCUCAGUUACCAAGUUUGUGCAAUAAGUGGAAGGGAUGGCAUCCCUGUUCAAUAAAAGCUGAAUGACAUUCACAUUGAUUUUCUAGACCACUGAGAAAAUCUUUAUUUACAAUAAAUUUCAAUAAAAUUUGCAUAAAUAUA
Messenger RNA from Myotis myotis, 3402 nucleotides. It is a transcript of the gene SNN, whose product is annotated as stannin. Gene Ontology annotation, cellular component: mitochondrial outer membrane. The transcript is spliced from 2 exons. Lineage: Eukaryota; Metazoa; Chordata; Mammalia; Chiroptera; Vespertilionidae. Bases 223 to 486 code for a protein of 87 amino acids. The record is from RefSeq and is a predicted model, not a curated record.